Molecule: messenger RNA, 6239 nt
Organism: Phaedon cochleariae (mustard beetle)
Lineage: Eukaryota; Metazoa; Arthropoda; Insecta; Coleoptera; Chrysomelidae
Source: the annotation of a GenBank genome assembly
AGAUAAGACAUUAUGGAGGAUGAAGAAUACAAGAAACUCCCUGUGGAUGAGAGGUGUAUACAUAAACAAUGGAAAGGUAGAGUUAAUGGAUAUGAAGAAGUCACAAUGCUUUUUCGCCAAAUUGAUGAUGAAAAGUCACCUGAAUUUGGCAAGUACUUGGGACUUGUCAAAAAAUUUGUGGUAGAUAGCAAUGCAAUGGGACAAGAGAAAGGUUUGGAAGCAACUUUAGCCUAUGUGGAAAAUUAUGCUCAUGCAGGAAAGACUGUAUCUGAGGUAAUGUCAGGUGUUGUUGCAAAAUGUAUAGCAGCACCAAGAACAAAAACCAGGGAGUUAGCUUUGCAACUUACACUUAUGUACAUUGAAAUUGAAAAGCAUGAAGCUGUUUUAGAAGAGCUUACUAAAGGUAUGGAUUUGAAAAAUCCCAAAAUUGUGUCUGCUUGUGUGAAUGCUAGCACAGUGGCCUUGAGAGAGUUUGGAUCCAAAAUAAUAAAUGUCAAGCCUUUGUUGAAGAAGAUCAGUACUUUGCUGGCAGAUAGAGAUAAAACAGUUAGAGAUGAAACAAAACUGAUGAUUAUAGAGAUGUAUAGAUGGAUAGGAGCAGCUCUAAGGCCCCAAUUACAGGCAGCCAGUUUACAACCAGUGCAGAUCACAGAACUAGAAGCAGAAUUUUCGAAAAUCGAAGGAAAAAAGGCUUCGCCUACGAGAUAUAUAAGAUCACAGCAAGUGAAACAGGCUAAACUUGCAGCUGAAGCAGCAGAAGUCGAAGGUGAAGAUGAACCUGAUGAUGUGGAAACUCAGCCAGAAAUUGAUCCUUACGAGUUGGCAGACCCAGUUGAUAUUUUAUCGAAAUUACCCAAAGACUUUUAUGAACAAAUAGAAGCCAAGAAGUGGCAAGAUCGAAAAGACGUUUUAGAAUCUUUGGAAAAGCUGAUUAAAGUUCCCAAGUUAGAAAAUGGUGAUUACGGUGACAUGGUUAGAGCACUCAAAAAGGUGGUACAAAAAGACAGUAAUGUUAUAUGUGUUGCUAUUGCUGGAAGGUGCAUCGCUGGUCUUGCAAGUGGACUAAAGAAAAAAUUUCAGACCUAUGCCGGUUUUGUCAUCCCAGCCAUUUUGGAAAAAUUUAAAGAAAAGAAACAAAAUGUUGUUACUGCACUUCGAGAGGCUAUCGAUGCUGUUUAUUUAACAACAACUCUAGAAGCCUUCAUGGAAGACGUGCUGGAGGCUUUGAAUAACAAAAACCCGUCUGUUAAGGUCGAGACUUCUUUAUUUUUAGCAAGGGCAUUCACGAAAACUUUGCCUACAGUUGUUAACAAAAAAUUACUCAAAGUUAUUACUACCGGUUUGACUAAAACAAUAAAUGAGUCUGACCCUAACGUUAGAGAAUCCUCAGCCGAAGCACUAGGAACACUGAUGAAGUUGGUGGGCGAAAAAGCUAUAGCUCCAUUUUUAGUUGAACUAGAAAAAGACACGUUGAAAAUGUCGAAAAUUCGUGAGAAUUGUGAAAAAGCUGUAAUUCAAGUAAAAGUGCCAGGUGCAAAGAAGGAAAGGCCUGCAACUGCUCCACCAAAAGUAGAAGCCCGUAAAGCUGACGCACCAAAAGCUGCUGCGAAAAAAACAGCUCCUGCCAAGAAAAAAUCUGCUGAAAUAUCAUCAGGAACAGCAACAGUUGUGAGGUCAAAAGGAACUAAAGGCUUAUCAAAAUCACCAUCUCAAAAUAUUGAGAAGGAACUUGUUGAUGAAGAGGUCGAUGAAAUCAUAGCUGGAAUUUUAAGUGCCGAGAUUGUUGGAGAAAUAUCCAGUGCCAACUGGAAAACUAGGCUCUCAGCUGCUGAGCAAAUAAUGACAGAAAUUCAAGGUAUGGACUCGAAAACUGUACCCACACAAGCGCUGGUAAAGUUCAUAGCUAAACGACCUGGCCUGAAAGACACGAAUUUCCAAGUGCUGAAAGCCAAAUUAGACAUCGUGAAAUAUCUUGCAGAGAAUUGCAAAUUCACAUCGACGACAGCUAAUUGUUGCGUUACCGAAGUUGCUGAGAAAUUUUCGGACGCCAAAAAUGGGGCCGCGGCAGCUGAAACGUUGUCUGCCAUUGCUGAAGCCACGAGUCUUGGACAAGUUGCAGAUAUAGUUUUGGAGUUUGCUUUCGGGCAGAGAAGUCCCAAGGUGCAACAAGAGGCGCUUGUGUGGUUGUCUGGUGCCAUCAAGGAAUUCGGAUUUGGAAAUAUGAAUGUCAAACUCCUGAUCGAUAUGUGCAAAAAAGCCCUAUCUUCAACGAAUCCAGGAGUAAGACAGACAGUCAUCACUCUUCUGGGCAUCAUGUACCUCUAUAUGGGAGCUACCCUGAAUGUGUUUUUUGAAAAUGAGAAACCUGCCUUGAGAGACCAAAUCAAUGCUGAAUGCGAUAAGUACGAGGGGCAGAAACCUCCUGCACCUACCAGAGGUGUUGUGAAAUCUGCUAGCAGGGAUAGUUUAGAUGUAAUAGAAGACGAUGCUGAACCAGAGCCGAUCAACAUUCAAGAUCUCAUUCCAAGGGUAGACAUUAGCGGUCAAAUCACCGAAACGUUAAUCAAUGAAUUGGCUGACAGAGAUUGGAAAGUGCGACACGAGGCUCUCAACAAGCUGAUGGCGAUCAUACAAGAAGUGAAAUUCAUCAAAUCGAAUCUGGGCGAUUUGCCGCAACCUUUAGCCACCAGGCUCACAGACAGUAAUGUCAAAGUAGCCCAGACGGCCCUAGGUCUUUGCGAGAGCAUUGCCAAAGCGAUGGGUGCUCCGAGCAAGCAGUAUAUUCGAACGUUCUUUCCUGGAAUGUUGCAAGGUUUGAGUGAUAGUAAGGCUACAUUGAGGGCAUCUUCAAGAGAAGCUAUAAACACUUUCAGCGAGCAGUGUGGAUAUAAAGAGUUUUUCGAUAAUGAGAUGGUUUCCGAGGCACUAAAAUCUGGUUCUCCAACUCUCAGAAUUGAAAUGUGGAACUGGCUUGCUGAAAUUUUACCAAAAAUUCCUCCUAAAGGAGUCCCGAGAGAAGAACUUAUAGUAUGCGUCCCUUAUUUGUAUAGUAAUCUGGAAGACAGGAAUGCCGAAAUAAGAAGAAAUGCGACUGAUGCGAUCUUGGGCAUAAUGAUACAUGUUGGUUACGAGAACAUGGCGAAACAAACCGAAAAACUGAAACCCGGAUCUAAGACUGUGGUCUUGACCGCCUUGGAAAAGGUCAGACCAAAUUUACCAGCAAAACCGUUACCAAAGAAGGCUCCAGAAAAGGAAGAAAAAGCUCUCAGGGGGACCAAACCAGUGGCUAACGCCAAAACUGCUGUUAAGCCAAAGGGUGCUGCCGUUUCAAAAUCUGCUCCUCCAGCAACGGGCAGAAAGAAGGACGACGAUAUUGAUACGUCUCCUCUGCUGGUCGUGAACAAUUUGAAGCAGCAACGCUCAAUAGAUGAGGCAAAGUUGAAAGUACUCAAAUGGAACUUCACACAACCCAGAGAGGAGUUUGUGGACUUGUUGAAGGAUCAAAUGAUAACGGCGAAUGUGAACAAGAAUCUGAUGUUCAAUAUGUUUCAUUCAGAUUUCAGGUUCCAUAUUAAAGCCUUGGAAGCACUUAACGACGAUUUGGCAGAUAACAGCCAAGCGUUGAUUUCCAACCUGGACCUAAUACUCAAAUGGCUAACAUUGCGUUUUUUCGAUACAAAUCCAUCAGUUUUACUCAAGGGGUUGGAAUAUCUCCAGUCCGUUUUCAGCACGUUGAUGGACACUAAGUAUCGAAUGCUGGAAAACGAAGCUUCAUCGUUUAUACCCUACUUGAUCAACAAAAUUGGGGAUCCAAAAGAUUCAGUCCGUAAUGGAGUAAAAGCCCUGUUGAAUUUGAUAACUAGGCUGUUUCCUGUUAGUAAAUUAUUCACGUACGUUAUGGAAGGUCUAAAAUCGAAAAAUGCAAGACAGAGGGCCGAGUGCCUCGAAGUCAUGGGAUCUAUACUUGAGGAUUAUGGUAUAACAGUUUGCAUGCCAACACCAUCUGCAUGUUUGAAAGAAGUCGCAAAACAAAUUUCUGACAGAGAUAAUUCUGUGAGAAAUGCAGCAUUGAAUUGUGUGGUGCAGGCUUUCAAUAUCGUCGGAGAAAAGGUUUACCGACUGGUUGGCAAUAUUUCUGACAAAGACAUGUCCCUUCUCGAGGAACGAAUCAAACGUUCAAGUAGAAAGACAAUCGCUCCUCCUAGAGCUGAACACAAUUCUACCACUGUUGUCACAACGGUUAUUUCACCUCAGAAGGAAAAUACUCCACCGAAUAAAACUUUCCAUGAUGUCACCUCAGUCGUCAAUAAUGAUUCAAACAAUCACAAUGAUCAAGAUGAUUACAUGGAGGAGGAAAGUUUGCCUCCAGUAGCAUUACCUGUCCUGCCUCCUCAAAUAGUCCACGAACCUCCAAGAGAAAUCGACGGUCCAUUCAGACUGGACCCAGAAUUCAUGAAGGAAUUGGAACGUACAAAACCACCAAAGCCAGUGAAACCCCAGUUGAUUAAGUUGGAUUUAGCUUUCCUCAGUGAAGAAAUAAAAAUUCCAACGAUAGAAGAUGCUAGGGCAAUGGUACUUGCUAAAAAGAAAGCUGCAGCUGCCAGCGAAACUGUCAGUAAUAGAUUGAGCCUUUUGAGUAUCAAUAAAACUCCUAGUCCAAAGAAACAAGAUCCCGGAAUCGAGCAAAUGAUAAAUCAGAUGGCAUCACAGAACUUCAUUGCAGCUUUGAUGGGUAUGAACACAUUGGAUGAAUUUUUACACCAAUUGAAGGGAAACCUGAUGAUUGACUAUGAAGAUGAGUUCAUGAAUGCUGUGAUAACUCAGUUGAAGUUUCUGCAGAACCAAGAUCCCAAUUUAGACAGCAAUGUUGCCAAGAUGUAUAGAAAUUUGCUGACAGUCAUUAAUUCGUUUUAUUCUAAUAAACUAUUGGGAAACAGAGUGUCUAUCCCAGUUAUUAAAGACCUCAUUCAUCUCAUGAUAAGUCUCCUGGUCGAAGAGAAACUCAAUUAUUUAGAUAAUGGCGAGGCCUAUGUCAAAGUAAUCAAUGUCAACUGCAUGCAUGUAAUUGAGAAGUCUGAUCACACAAAUGCCAUCUGUGCUCUGGUGAAACUCAUGAACGACUGUAUCAGUAAUGAUAGUUCAAAAAGACAGAUCGAUUUGGUGAUGAAAUGCCUUUGGCGGGUGAUCAAAUGUAUGCCUCAGUGGGGUAAAGCCAUAGACUAUGAUACGGUAUUAUUAGAAGUGCAUUAUUUCCUGAAAAAAUUCCCCUCUUCCUGGUGGAAGUCUAAAGAAGUUGAUACACCUUUAAGAACAAUCAAAACUAUUGUACAUUCAUCUGUGAAGAUUAAAGGUGGUUCUAUCGUCUUGUACUUGGGAAAAAUUCCAAAUACUAGCGAAUCAGAAAUCGAAUCCUAUAUCUUACGAAUUCUCAAGAGUCUGAAAAUCACAGAAAUUCCAACCAUACCAUCGAAACAAGAAUCUCAGCGCAGAUCUCUUUCGAGAGCAAACCACAAGAUGUUGACUGAUAUCUUUCAAAAAAUCGGCGGCAGCAAAGACGAAAGUAAAGAAGGAUUCACUCUGUUGUACGAUUUCAUGCAACAACAUCCAGAAGCCGACAUAGAGCCCUUCUUAGCCAAUUCGAGCAAGAUCUUUCAAGAUCAUAUAAAAAAUGGAUUGAAGGAGAUAGAGGACUCUAGAAAUAACGCGAGAACCACAAUAGUUGCGAAAGCAACUGUCCAUUCUUCAGAAAAAAAUGGUGAUGUGGUUUCUCAGCCAAAUCUAUCCGGGAAAUUGGAACAAUUUUCGCAGAGGUUGAAAAUGUGGAAUCAAGUUUUCGAAGAUAUUGAUGCUGGAAAGAAACCCAAUUACCCUACAGAUUGAUAUGGUUCCGAAUUUCGUCAUCAAGUAUGAUAUUAGAGUAUUUUUGUCCUCUCUUAAUCGUUUUAGUGCACAUAGUUGUGACCACAAUAAUAUCAAGCUGGUUAAUAUUAUGAUGAGGUGUACAAUUUUCCCAGACCCAGUAUGUGAUAGCUUAUAUUUAACUUGUUUUAGUCUCCUAACAAUUUCGAUGACUUUUGAUCAUUUUUUUGUCUUUUGCUCUUAUGUACUUUUUUUUACUUUGUUUUUUUAUACUUCGCUAUUUAAUAUAUUGAUUUUUAGAUAUAAGUAAAUUAGUAACCUUUUACUGUUAUUUAUGGUACUAGUUCUUCGGUUGAAUAAAUAUCAGUUUUUAUUAAAUU